Molecule: messenger RNA, 11277 nt
Organism: Glossina fuscipes
Lineage: Eukaryota; Metazoa; Arthropoda; Insecta; Diptera; Glossinidae
Gene: Lar
Product: tyrosine-protein phosphatase Lar
Exons: 20
Coding region: 1002-7142 (2046 amino acids)
Biological process (GO): protein dephosphorylation
Molecular function (GO): protein tyrosine phosphatase activity; protein binding
Source: RefSeq, a predicted model, not a curated record
UAAAUAAAAAAUUAUACCAAAUUAUUUAAUAUUAAUUUGAAAAUGGCUUUUAUGGGAAAACAAAUGAAAUGCUUCCAUAAAACAAUUGCGUGACAUACCGCUUGGCACGCAAUAUGUACGCAACGCCACCGUCGACAUUGCAACAUUUUGGAUAAACUGCACACACGAAUUAUAUUAUUAUGAAUAUUGCUAUACGCACACAAACGUUUGAUUUGCAAUGUUGCCAAUGAUGAUGAUGACAUCGUAUCUCUUGACACAUCUUGUAAUAACCGAUGAUUUUCGGCUUUUUGCAUAUAAACGAAACAAUUCCUUAAUAAACGACUGAAAUUCAUAAUCCAAAAUAAUUAACAUACAAACGAACACAUCAAUUGGACAUUAAAACAAAUAUUGAUUACGCAACAUAUUUUACAUAACUCGCAAUAUUCCUCCCAAAACUGCGGAACGAAACAUGGACGCUUUGUCAUUUCACAUCAAAUUGUUGACAUCCUUUGGUAAUUGUACUUUCAAAAAUAUAUAUAGAGAAACAAAAAAUUAAAAAUAAAACCUUAAAAAAAGAAAACCACGAAAAAAGAAAACUAACACUAGCCACAGAGUAAGUCUAGUAGCAAAAAAAAAAAAAAAAAGAAAGACCAGACCGAACAUUUGAGAGAAGAAGAAAGCUCUCAAAAGAUUGUAAGCCUUAGAUGAAUUGGUGAAAGACAGCAGCUUUCAUAAGCAACAGGCUCGUUGUUAAUAUUUUAUUAUUAUUAUUAUUAUUGUUGAUAUUGUUGUUCCCUUAAUUCAUUCGCUAUUUGUUUUGUAUACAUUUUACGUGUACACAAACGCAUGUAAUCAGGAGAAGAAGAAGAAAGUAAAAGCAGCAGCCGUAAGCAAUUUAAGCAAAUAAAUAUUCAAGACUGUUGCCAUUGUCGCUUAAAGUUGUGUUGUCGUCAUCGCCAUCACCACCAUCAUCGUCAUCAUCGCCCGUCGUAGUUGUCGUUGUGUGCGCGUUUUUGUAAAUAAUGGGGCUGCAAAUGGCAGCAUUGCCACAAGCAGCCAAUUUUGUUGCAGUUUCCCUCAUAAUAUUACUGAUCUGGACGCCCGUUUUUAUUGAUGCAGUCCAUGCAAAUUUUUCGGAUUUUCCUUACAUACAAUAUCUAACACAUCCACCGGAAAUAAUCAAGAAACCUCAGAAUCAAGGCGUGCGAGUAGGAGGAGUGGCAAGUUUUUAUUGCGCUGCACGAGGAGAUCCGCCACCAUCGAUAGUUUGGCGCAAAAAUGGUAAAAAAGUGUCAGGCACCCAAUCACGUUAUACUGUAUUAGAGCAAACGGGUGGUGUUUCUAUAUUACGUAUUGAGCCGGUUCGUGCCGGACGUGACGAUGCCCCUUAUGAAUGCGUAGCGGAAAAUGGUGUUGGCGAUGCCGUGUCAGCAGAUGCUACUCUAACUGUAUACGAAGGUGAUAAAACUCCACCCGGUUUUCCGGUAAUUACUCAAGGUCCGAGCACUCGUGUUAUUGAAGUUGGUCAUACGCCAACCAUGCAAUGCAAGGCUGUUGGCAAUCCCCCUCCUACUAUAUAUUGGAUAAAGAAUCAAACUAAAGUCGAUAUGAGUAAUCCACGUUACUCCAUAAAAGAUGGCGGCUUGCAAAUCGAAAACAGUCGUGAAGAGGAUCAAGGUAAAUAUGAAUGUGUGGCUGAGAACUCUGUUGGCACUGAACACUCGAAAGCCACAAAUUUAUAUGUGAAAGUACGUCGAGUACCGCCCACAUUUUCACGACCACCAGAACCCAUUAAUGAAGUGAUGUUGGGCUCUAGUUUAAAUUUAUCAUGCAUUGCUGUGGGUUCUCCUAUGCCACAUGUCAAGUGGAUGAAAGGUGCCCAAGAUUUAACACCUGAAAAUAAUAUACCCAUUGGUCGUAAUAUCUUGGAAUUAACGAACAUACAACAGAGUGCAAAUUAUACUUGUAUAGCUGCAUCAUCGUUGGGUCAAAUUGAGGCAAUUGCUGUAAUUAAAGUGCAAUCAUUACCGACAGCACCCACAGAUGUUCAAAUAUCUGAAGUUACGGCCACCUCAGUAAGACUGGAAUGGUCGUAUAAGGGUCCCGAGGAUUUGCAAUAUUAUGUGAUACAAUAUAAACCAAAAAACGCUAAUCAGGCCUUCAGCGAGAUAAGCGGCAUUAUAACCAUGUUCUAUGUGGUGCGUGCUCUCAGCCCUUACACCGAAUAUGAAUUUUAUGUGAUAGCUGUAAAUAAUAUAGGGCGUGGGCCACCUUCGGUGCCGGCGACUUGUACCACCGGAGAUUUUACGUAUGGUGGAGCCAAAAUGGAAAGUGCCCCCCGUAAUGUACAAGUACGCCCUUUAAGCUCCUCGACUAUGGUCAUAACAUGGGAACCACCCGAAACCCCGAAUGGACAAGUGACCGGCUACAAAGUGUAUUAUACGACAAAUCCUAAUCAACCAGAGGCAUCUUGGGAUUCGCAAAUGGUCGAUAACAGUGAAUUGACUACAAUAUCGGAACUAACCCCACAUGCUAUUUAUACAGUGCGUGUGCAAGCGUAUACAUCAAUGGGAGCUGGUCCAAUGUCCACACCAGUGCAAGUGAAAACGCAGCAAGGUGUCCCAUCACAGCCGAGUAAUUUCCGGGCCACAGAUAUCGGCGAGACCGCAGUUACAUUGCAAUGGUCAAGACCUACACAUUCCAGUGAAAAUAUCGUACAUUAUGAACUAUACUGGAAUGACACAUACGCCAAUCAGGAUCAUCAUAAGCGUAUAUCCAAUACUGAAUCCUAUACGCUUGAUGGUUUGUAUCCUGAUACUUUGUAUUAUAUAUGGCUGGCGGCGCGUUCGCAAAGAGGUGAAGGUGCUACCACACCGCCCAUACCCGUCCGUACAAAACAAUAUGUACCAGGUGCACCGCCCAGCAAUAUAACCGCUGUAGCCACUAGUCCCACCACCAUAUCCCUCAAAUGGUUACCACCACCCGUUGAACGUUCAAAUGGUCGCAUUAUCUACUAUAAAGUUUUCCAUGUGGAGGUUGGACGUUCGGACAGUGAAGCCACCAUAACGACAUUGAAUAAGACGCACUUAAUAUUGGAUGAGUUAAAACGCUGGACCGAAUAUAAAAUUUGGGUAUUAGCUGGCACGUCUGUCGGUGAUGGUCCACGUUCACAUCCGAUUAUUGUGCGUACUCAUGAAGAUGUGCCUGGAGAUCCUCAAGAUGUGAAGGCAAAUUCGUUAAAUUCAACUUCAAUACACGUUAACUGGAAACCUCCUCUUGAAAAAGAUCGUAAUGGUAUUAUUAGAGGCUAUCACAUACAUGUGCAAGAAGUCCGUGAUGAGGGUAAAGGUUAUCUAAAUGAACCUCUUAAAUUUGACGUUGUGGAUGCCUUGGAAUUUAAUGUGACGGGCUUACAACCCGAUACUAAAUAUUCCAUACAAGUGGCGGCUCUUACUCGGAAAGGCGAUGGCGACCGUAGUGCUGCUGUCAUCGUCAAGACACCAGGUGGUGUGCCGGUACGACCUACUGUUAGCUUAAAGAUUAUGGAACGCGAUCCGACUGUUUCAAUAGAAUUGGAGUGGGAACGUCCUGCUCAAACCUAUGGUGAAUUGAGAGGCUACCGUUUGAGAUGGGGAGUCAAAGAUCGUGCUUUAAAAGAAUUGCUAAUGGGUCCCCACGAAACGAAAAAGCCUUUCAAAGAUCUUGAACGCGGUGUCGAGUAUGAAUUUCGUAUAGCCGGCAGUAAUCAUAUCGGUAUCGGCCAGGAAACAGUUAAGAUAUUCCAAACUCCUGAAGGUGUCCCAGGCGGACCACCUUCAAAUAUUACCGUGCGCUUCCAAACACCAGAUGUAGUAUGCGUUACCUGGGAACCUCCCACGCGAGAGCAUCGCAAUGGCAUUAUUACUCGCUACGAUGUUCAGUUUCAUAAGAAAAUUGAUCACGGACUGGGUUCGGAAAGAAACAUGACUUUGCGGAAGGCUGUUUUUACGAAUCUAGAGGAAAAUACCGAAUACAUUUUUCGGGUGAGAGCCUACACUAAACAAGGUGCCGGGCCUUUUAGUGAGAAAAUUUUAAUAGAAACAGAACGGGAUAUGGGACGUGCUCCUAUGUCAGUUCAGGCUGUAGCUACCUCAGAACAAACUGCAGAAAUUUGGUGGGAACCGGUGCCUUCGCGUGGCAAACUGUUAGGUUAUAAAAUUUUUUAUACGAUGACAGCUGUAGAAGACCUUGAUGAAUGGCAAACUAAAACGGUUGGCUUAACGGAAUCUGCAGAUCUGGUAAAUUUAGAAAAAUUCGCUCAGUACGCUGUGGCAAUUGCAGCUCGCUUUAAGAAUGGUUUAGGAAGAUUAAGUGAAAAAGUUACCGUCAAAAUCAAGCCCGAAGAUGUUCCAUUGAAUUUACGCGCCCAUGACGUUACUACGCACUCCAUGACUCUGAGCUGGUCUCCGCCCAUUAGACUGAAUCCUAUUAAUUAUAAGAUUUCCUACGAUGCCAUGAAGGUUUUCGUAGAUUCUCAGGGCUUCUCACAAACGCAAAUCGUACAAAAACGUGACAUUAUCUUAAAAGCGUAUGCUAAAUCGCACACUAUCAAUGAGCUAAGCCCGUUUACCACCUAUAACGUUAAUGUAAGUGCCAUUCCAUCGGAUUACUCAUAUCGUCCACCCACCAAAAUAACUGUAACUACACAAAUGGCGGCACCUCAACCUAUGGUCAAGCCGGAUUUUUAUGGUGUAGUAAACGGCGAGGAAAUCUUGGUUAUCUUACCGCAGGCCUCCGAAGAAUACGGCCCUAUUUCUCAUUACUAUUUAGUUGUGGUACCGGAAGAUAAAUCUAAUCUUCAUAAAAACCCUGAUCAAUUUCUCACAGAAGAUUUACUGCCGGGGCGCAAUAAACCUGAGCGUCCUAAUGCCCCUUACAUAGCCGCCAAAUUUCCUCAGCGUUCUAUUCCUUUCACCUUUCAUUUAGGUUCUGGUGACGAUUAUCAUAAUUUUACUAACCGUAAAUUAGAACGUGAUAAACGAUAUCGAAUUUUUGUAAGGGCAGUUGUGGAUACACCGCAAAAGCACUUAUAUACUUCUAGUCCGUUCUCGGAAUUCCUUUCACUGGAUAUGCGUGAAGCUCCACCCGGGGAAAGACCGCAUCGACCUGACCCUAAUUGGCCUUCUGAACCCGAAGUUUCCGUGAAUCGGAACAAAGAUGAACCUGGUAUGCUAUGGGUGGUCCUUCCGGCAAUAGCAGCUUUAAUACUUUCCACUACAUUUAUUAUCAUCUAUGUAAUUAAAAGAAGACGCCAACCAUGUAAAACGCCCGAUCAAGCAGCUGUUACGAGACCUUUAAUGGCGGCCGACUUGGGUGCCGGUCCGACACCAAGCGAUCCGGUCGAUAUGCGCCGUUUAAAUUUCCAAACACCUGGCAUGAUAUCGCAUCCUCCAAUUCCUAUAUCGGAAUUCGCCAACCACAUAGAACGCUUAAAAGCAAAUGAUAAUCAGAAAUUCUCGCAGGAAUACGAAAGCAUAGAACCUGGUCAACAGUUUACCUGGGAUAAUUCCAAUUACGAAUAUAACAAGUCGAAGAACCGUUAUGCCAACGUUACGGCUUAUGACCAUUCGCGAGUUAUUCUACCGCUUACGGAUGGUGUGGUUGGUUCAGAUUACAUUAAUGCCAAUUAUUGCGAUGGAUAUCGCAAACAUAACGCCUACGUUGCUACGCAGGGGCCUUUACAGGAAACUAUAGGAGACUUUUGGCGUAUGUGUUGGGAAUUGAAAACAGCCACCAUUGUAAUGAUGACUCGUUUGGAGGAGAGAACACGCAUAAAGUGUGAUCAGUAUUGGCCUACACGAGGCACGGAAACGUAUGGUCAAAUGUUUGUCACUAUAACCGAGACUCAAGAACUGGCCACAUAUAGUAUACGUACUUUCCAAUUGUGCCGUCAAGGCUUUAAUGAGAGGCGUGAAAUUAAACAAUUGCAAUUUACGGCGUGGCCUGAUCAUGGUGUACCCGAUCAUCCAGCCCCAUUUUUGCAAUUCUUACGGCGUUGCCGCGCUCUUACCCCACCGGAUUCGGGACCGAUAAUUGUGCAUUGUUCAGCAGGAGUUGGUCGGACUGGUUGCUAUAUUGUCAUUGAUUCGAUGCUUGAGCGUAUGAAACAUGAAAAAAUUGUUGAUAUCUACGGUCAUGUUACCUGCUUGAGGGCGCAACGCAAUUAUAUGGUACAGACUGAAGACCAAUAUAUAUUCAUACACGAUGCCAUUUUGGAAGCCAUCAUUUGCGGCCAUACCGAGGUGCCUGCUCGUAAUUUACACACACAUCUGCAAAAAUUAUUGACCACUGAACCCGGUGAAAAUAUCACGGGCAUGGAAAUUGAAUUCAAGAAAUUGUCAAACGUUAAAGUCGACUCUUCCAAAUUUGUUACCGCUAACUUGCCGUGUAACAAACACAAAAAUCGCUUAGUACACAUUCUACCAUACGAAUCGACUCGGGUAUAUUUAACUCCGAUUCAUGGCAUCGAAGGCAGUGAUUACAUCAAUGCAAGUUUCAUUGAAGGUUACCGUUAUCGUUCCGCCUAUAUAGCGGCUCAAGGACCUUUGCAAGAUACCGCUGAAGAUUUUUGGCGGAUGUUAUGGGAACAUAACUCUACCAUAGUUGUAAUGCUUACGAAACUUAAGGAAAUGGGAAGAGAAAAAUGUUUUCAAUAUUGGCCUCAUGAACGUUCGGUUCGUUAUCAGUACUAUGUUGUUGAUCCAAUAGCUGAAUACAAUAUGCCACAAUAUAAAUUACGUGAGUUUAAGGUAACUGAUGCACGUGAUGGCUCCUCACGCACUGUACGACAAUUUCAAUUUAUUGAUUGGCCCGAGCAGGGUGUACCGAAGUCAGGUGAAGGCUUUAUUGAUUUCAUUGGUCAAGUGCAUAAAACAAAAGAACAAUUUGGCCAAGAUGGCCCCAUUACGGUGCAUUGUAGUGCUGGUGUUGGUCGUACCGGUGUAUUUAUUACCCUAAGCAUUGUGCUGGAGCGUAUGCAAUACGAAGGCGUGUUGGAUGUUUUCCAAACGGUACGCAUACUGCGUGCUCAGCGACCUGCCAUGGUGCAAACAGAGGAUCAAUAUCAUUUUUGUUAUCGUGCAGCUUUAGAAUAUUUGGGCUCAUUUGAUAAUUAUACGAAUUAAGUUUAUAUGUUAACUGUUGAACAGUUUUAAGCAAAGUUAGAAACAGUGUUUUAAACAAAGUAAAAAAUUAAGGACUUUUUCUUUUUUUUUUUUUCUGUUAUUGCCAGUUUUAAGCUUAGGACUUAAAAUAUAACACAAUUAACGCAUAAUCAUGUGCAUUUAAAAGAUGUUUAGCAACUAUAUGGUAGCAGAAAAGUGUUGACCAAGUUGCGGAGGAAGUAAAAAAGUUUUCUAGCUGAUUAAUUAUGAGAUGAGAAUAACAAAUUUUUCUCACACUCGGGUAAAACUUCUUCUCCAAGCCUGUUCAUAACUUGGCUAACACUUUUUCAGUAUAGUUUUUUUUUUUCGUUAAGUUAUAAAUUUUUUUCUUAUCGUAUUAUUCUUUUAAUAUUUUCCUUUUUAUUAUUACGAAUGUGUUUUAUACAUACUUUUGUAAUUUUUACUGCCUUAUACAUGGGAAUUAUUCGAUUAUGUGUGAAUUCUCUGCCCCCUUAUUACAUGUAGCACUGUCGCUACCUAUUUUCUAAUGUUUGCUUUCCACGCACACCGUCCUGCACUACAAAUUUUACAUUGUUUGCCGCCAUUUAGCGAGCACUGCUUAGAAACGUCCUUUUUCUUAAAGCUUUAUAAUUUCAAUUUGCUCUCAUCCUCAUCAUCAUUUGUUUUGUAAAGCACCGACUAAUCAAGUCGUUAAGAAAUAUUAACUUGGAAUAAAAUCGUAGAAAAAGAAUUAAAAAGAAAGAAGUGUAUUUCGUGGCCUUAACCAAAAGAGCAUCAAGACCAAUUGGAAUGUCGAGGCAAGGGUUUUGCUUUGUAACAACGAAUAAUAAAAAUCAAACCUAAUAUAAAGAAAUUUUUUCUUGUAUAACUAACUUUGAUCAGUUCCGACUUGCUUUCUUCAAUUGAAAGUAAGUAGGAAAGACCAAACGAAGAGUACACUCUAAAAAAAGGAAAAAUACAUCCCUCUAGAAAAGAUACUGCACGCCUUAAAAAAAUGCUUUUGGUCAACUUGAAAAAUUGUCGAUUUGACAGUGAAAAGCCACAACACACACAUGCUACAAAAAUCGUUUGACAGUUUUGCACUGAUUUGGGUCAAUUUUCAUUUUUUGGUUUCUAACAAAUUUUCGUGAUAGUUUCUUUCUUAUGGAACGAUUUUGGAUUUUGAUCUCCUUUGUAGUUACCUAUUUCCCAUAACUACAAUGUAUAGGAAGUGCCCUCAAAAACACACUUGUAGCGUUAACAUGACCGAACUAGAACAAUUUCUCAUCAGGUAUUUCAAUUUGAAGCGAAAGAAGUGAAUCCCAUAACAGAACUAAUUUUUUGAAGGCUACUUACUCCUACCAUGGAAGUAAAGAAGGCUCUUCCCGUUUACAUCUUUAAGCAUAGUUUUGAUAGUUUUCGCAGUUACCGUACAGCUUUUGACAGGCAAACCUGUGCCGAAAACGGAGAGUUUUCCAGGUGAUUGUGUUGGCAUUAAUUUCAAUAAUCAGAAAAUAUAUAUAAAAAAAAGAAAAAUAUCUUUAACUUAGCUUUUAUUUUUACUGUUCGAUGAUAAAAUGCAAAAGUCCGGCCUCGUCAUUCCAGUUGGUCUUAAUGCUCUUUUGAUUAAGGUCGCGGAAUAUAUUUCUAUUUUUUUUUUUUUUUUUUUUUAAUUCUUUUUCUAUAAUUUUAUCCGAAGUUAAUAUUUUUUAAGGGUGUGAUUUAUCGGUGUUUCACAAAAUCUGUAGAUAGGACUUAUGCUCAACCUUUGCAUAGGUUCUUUUCUUUUAUAUGUAUUUAAAAAUAUCCAACUUUAUUUUUCAGUAGUUCUUUUUUGUAUGAAUUUACUUUUCCCGAAAGGUGGAAAAUAAGUUUUUUCCUAGUCAUUUUGAAUUUCAAGUUCGAUUUUUUCUAAACACUCACGAGAUUUUAUGUACGAGCACAUAAACGUAACUUCUCUCUCUAUCUCUCUAUCUCUCUCUCUCUCUCUCUAUAAUAAUUCGCUCUCCGUUGUGAUGAAGUUCGCCCUAUUUAAUAUAGAAUGACGACACAUAAUUUCUCACAUUCGACUCUCUAAGCCAAUUGAUUUUAUAUUCCCCCUCAAGGUAGUUGUUAAAAACUUUUCGUGGCACAUAAUGUAGCGGCAUAGAAAAAGUCUGUUAGCAACGAAGAGAAAGUUUCAACAUAAUAGGCCCUAAUGCCGGUAAUGCUAGUGCAAAAAAUCUUAUCUAAUCCAUUUCGAAUUUAAUUAUGAAUCGAUCAAUAUUGUAUAUCAAUCAAUUAAGUAAAAUAAUUUCUUUUCUAAAAACUUGAUAAUCUUCAAAAGAGAAAGUCAGCAAUACAUUCGAAUAGGCCAAAGCGUAUUAACUAUGAAAUAUAUAUCUCUAUCGCAAAAGGUAACAAUUUUCAACGUUAAACGUCGACUAAAUUAUCAAAAAUGUAAUCAAACUAUGCAUGAAACCGUAGAUGGUAUGAUCUUUGCUUUGUUGCAAAGAUCAAUGAAAGACUAUUAACGUAUUAUUAAGACGAGAAACAACUUUAAACGAAAAAAAUUAAAAAAAAAAACAAAAAAACAAAACUUAUAUUCAUUUAUUUAAGUAGAGGAAUUCAAAAUAAUUGUAAAUUAAUACAGAUGUAUGUAUGUAUUUUUUGUAUAGUAGUUAAAGAUAUUCUUGUUCGAAUUUUGUACUCGUUUGCAUGAUUAUUUCAGAAUCUCAACACAACAACAUGUGCAGUCAUUAUUGUUCAUUUUAUAAUUUAUAUAUGAUAUAAUUUUAUUAAGUUUUUAGCUUUAAUUCUUAGAUAUGUUUUAAAAAGCCAUUCUAAAUAACUGUAAACUUUCCAUUUUCUACUGCCAAUAUUUUAUACUUUUACUUACUUACUUACUUACUUACUUAAAAAAGCAGCUAAAUAUACAUUUUUAUAUUCACUUGAAAAAGUCCGCCCGCUAUCCCCUUAACUAUACAUAUAUAUUCAUUAUUAUCGCGAAAAGUGAAAUCAUUCUUGUCUAGUGAAUUACGAUUUGCAGCUAUCAUCUAGUAAAAAAAUCUCGACUUCAAGCACAAUCGUCAGUUUAUGAUCGAAAAUCAGUAUACGUCACAGUGUCAGCCAAGACGUAGGUAUUGUAUUCCGUUCUUUUUUCUUUUUUAUCUUUAAAAAAACUGUUCAGCGCAAAAGUACUGUCAUAUCGUCCAAAGAUGUGAUAUAAUAUAUAUCCUGUUUACGAUAUGUUUAUGAUAUAUGUGACAAUACGUACGAUAUGCGAUAUGCGAUAUGUAUAGGAUUUUUCAUAUUAUGCGCCUGAUCCUUUUACUAAACUAAGACAAAUAAAAAUAAUAAAAUUUUUAUAGAUUGUGGAAACCUUCAUUAAGGAAAAAAAAUAUGAUUCAUCAUAUGCACGCCAUGAUUGCGUUUACAGGCAUUCAUGCAAGUAUAAAAAAUUUCGAUUGUGUUUUUUUUUUUUUUGUACGUUAACUCAUUUAAUCGUUCCUUAUUAUUAAUCCACUUGCGUAUUUCGACUUUAAUAACUCAACCUUCCAUUGUAAGCUGCAGCUCUGCGUCCUGAAAUUGACGUGUUUACUUUAUUCAAAAUAAUCCGAGCAAGAGUCGCAAUGAUUUCGAAACUACCUCUGUAUUUUGUUCUGAGUUUAUCAUGAACAGAAAUAUUUCGCCUAAGUUUUUUACUAGUCCUUGAAUUGUUAACUUAUUUGAAUGAUUUGGAACACCAGGAAAAAAAUCAUGAAAAACAUUGAUCUUUACAAUAAUUUUGAAUGGGUUUAACGCAAUGUUCUAUGUCUGUACGUAUUCAUGGUUAAAAUUGCUCAUCAUGGCAAUUGGCAAAUGUCGGUAUGAUGAUAUUCGAAGAUUGUUUUCAGAAGGUAUUUAGUAACGAUAUCUACGCGCAAAAUUUGAAAACCUCUAUAUACACAAAUCUACAUAUGUACAUGUGUAUAAACUGAUUAUUCUAAAAAUUGAUCCUAGUCGAGAAUAAAGAAUAUCACUACGAAAACUGAUCCGCUCUCGCGUACCUCAGAUAGUCGGCAAAGUAACUAUAGUGUUCUUAUUGAUUUUAUUGUAUGUAUCUUAUUUUUGACAUGUUAAUAUAGUGAAUACAAAACAAAUAAUUUUUUAAAUAAAAUUUUCUUUUCUUUUGUUA